UGGAUGCUUGCUGGUUUGGUUAGCAGACAUGCGGUACUACAGAGUGCAGGGCUUGACAGAGAAAUCAGGAGACAUGAAGCUGCUGCUAGAAAAUAUCAAAGUGCUUUAUUUUGCCAGUGACUGUGUGGAGCCGUAUGUUGAGAUUAUCACAGUGAAGGACUCCAAGCGGCGUUUGAGUCUGUGCAGCUCGCAGGGCUCCGAGGCAGAGGAGCCCGAGGACCAGGAGGAAGUUGACCUCCCUGUCCUGGGUGACCACAGCCAGCUGCUGGAUGAACACCACCUGAAGAGACUUUCUACUCAGAUUCCAGCGAGGACCCAGGGGUAUAAAUGGCAACUGGUCUACAGCACAGCCAUCCACGGCAGCAGCCUGAAGACUUUAUACAGGAAUAUGGCUGAUCUGGACAGUCCUGUGCUGUUGGUCAUCAAAGACAUGCACAAAAAGGUGUUCGGGGCCUUUUCUUCCGAACCGUUCAGAGUCAGUAAAUACUGCUACGGCACCGGAGAAACCUUUCUGUUCAGCUUCAACCCUGACUUCCAGGCGUACAGGUGGAGUGGUGAGAACUCCUACUUUGUGAGCAGCAACCUGGAAUCUCUGGCGAUUGGAGGAGGAGGGGGCAGAUUUGGCCUGUGGCUGGAUGAUGAUCUAUAUCAUGGUUCAAGUUUUUCCUGUCCUACCUUCCACAAUGAGUCUCUCUCCUCACAUGAAGACUUCAUCGUACAAGACCUCGAAAUCUGGACUGUGCAGAACUGAGGGAGAACAUCUGAUUAAAUGAAAACAAAGUAGAACCCACUGGACUGUCAGGAGUUAUAAAACUUCUAGACUUCAAGGAUCAUGGGUGAUUUAGCCACACUGUACAAAACCUGAUAGGGCAGUUGCUAUCAUCUGUGCAUCUGGCUCAGAUUAGCCCACAGUAUGAAGCCUGCUCUAAUGGUUCUUGGGCUGGACUUUCUGUUUAUACUGGUUUGAUCUGCGCCUGUUAACAAGUGGCUGGAUGAAAUCCUGAAAUUCAGGGUCGGCUAUUCAUCAGUAGCCCUGUAGCAGUAAGUAACUGGCACCUGAAGCUUUAAGCCCUCCAUGCCCUCCCUUGGCUGUGGGCAUUAUAAUACAAAGCUCACAGUAGCACUGAAAGAGAGUCUGUAAGCACAAUAAUUUAAUUGAUAGAGACAGGAAAGGGGGGUGAGAGAGAGAGGGGAUAACGCGCAUUAAAGGGCCAUAGGUUGGACUUGACCUUGGGCCGCCAAAACAGGGAUGUUGGAAUGUUGGCACAUGGGGCGCCAGCUCUAACAGAUGAGCUUUCUAGGCACCCCAGGAAGUUUUCAUUUUCUGUCUCAAAACUGAGCAGGUUUGUGAAAUUUUAAAAUGUGUUUUUACAGUAUGUACAGUCAAGCCCAAAAUGAUUCAUACUCCUGGCAAAUUUUGACUUAAAGUUACUUUUAUUCAACCAGCAAGUUUUUUUUCUUGAUUGGAAGUGACACAGGUGUCUCCCAGAAGAUAAGACUAUGUACAAGAGGCAUCAUUGUGGAAAAAAAUGUAUGUAUAUGUGUGUGUGUGUGUGUAUAUAUAUAUAUGUGUAUGUAUGUAUGUAUGUAUGUAUGUAUGUAUGUAUGUAUGUGUAUAUAUAUAUAUAUAUAUAUAUAUAUAUAUAUAUAUAUAUAUAUAUAUAUGCGCUUUUAUUUACAUUUGAACAAAAAGUUCAUACUCUUCUCAGUGGUCAAUAGAAAAGCCUUUAUUGGCUGUUACAGCAAUGAAACGCUUCCUAUAAUUGCUGACUAGCUUUUUUUUUUUUUUUUUUUUUAGCGAUGAGCUCCAACUCUUUCAGGUUGGAGGGUCUCCUUGCCAUCACCCUGAUCUUUAGCUCCCUCCACAUAUUCUCAAUUGGAUUCAAGUCAGGACUCUGGCUGGGCCACUGCAAAACAUUGUUUUUGUCCGCUAACCAUUUCUUCACCACUUUUGCUGUCUGUUUUUUGGGUUGUUGUCUUGCCGAAAUGUCCACUGGUGCCCAAGGCCAAGUUUCUCUGCAGACUGCCUGAUGUUGUUGUUGAGAAUCUUGAUGCAUUGCUCUUUUUUCAUGGUGCCGUUUACUGUGAUUAGGUUCCCUGGUCCAUUGGCUGAAAAACACCCCCGAAGCAUUAGGUUCCCACCACCACGUUUGACAGUGGGGAUGGUGGGCUUCUCCUUUUUUACGCAAAAUGAAUGAUACAUCAUUGUGGCUAAACAAUUCAAAUUUUGUUUCAUCUGACCAUAACACAGAAGACCAGAAGUCUUCUUUGUCCAGAUGAUCAUUUGCAAAGGCCAAGCAGGCUUUUGUGUGCCUUAUCUGGAGAAGUGGCGUCCUCCUUGGUCUGCGUCCGUGGAACCCAGCAGUGUGCAGUGUCUGUUGGGCUGUCUGCCUUGAGACGUUGCCACCAGCAGAGCUCAGAUUCACCAGGAUGGCCUUGGUGGUGAUCCUUGGAUUCUUUUUCACCUCUCUUACUAUCCUCCUGGACAGCACAGGCGUCACUUUUGGCUUCCGACCACGUCCUCUGAGAUUUCCCACGGUGCGGAACGUCUUGUAUUUUUUUAAUAAUACUUUGCACUGUAGCCACUGGAACUUGAAAACAUUUAGACAUUGCCUUAUAGCCCUUUCCUGACUUGUGUGCAGUCACAAUGCGCAGACGCAGGUCCUCAGUGAGCUCCUUUGUCUUAGACACAACUAUCCACAAACCUGUUGCAGAGAGCUGCUGUUUUUCACCUGUUGAGUUGAUUAAAACAGCUGUUCCCAACAAAUCAGGGUAAUUAGGAUGCUUUAGAACAGCUUAGACUAUUUGGAAUGGUAUAGAACUUUAGAUUUUCCCAUAGACUGUGACAGUUUGCAAAAGGUAUGAAUAAUUUUGGACAUGCCACUUUUUUUCCACAAUGAUGCCUCUUGUACAUCGUUUUAUCUUUUGGGAGAAGCCUGUGUCAUUUCCGGUAAAAAAAAAAAAUGCAAUAUAAAUAAAUGUAACUUUAAGUCAAAAUUUGCUAGGAGUAUGAAUAAUUUCAGCCUUGACUAUAUCUGUGUGCAUAUGUUCAAUUUUCUCUCAUGGCCCAGGGUUUAUGAAACAUACUUGAUACAUAAAGGGCCAUACCUAUCUUUAAGACAAAAAAAGUUUAGUAAUUAAUUUAUGGUAUAAACACUGAAACAUGAUAGGGCCCACAAUGGCCUAUCUGGACUAAUUGUACAAAGUGUUUUCUUACAUGAGGUCUGAAUUUAAUGUUCUCCAUUUUAAAACUACAGCUGCAGAUGGUGACCUAUCUACUCAGGUUCAAGAAUAAAAGUAUAGGGUUACACUAUAAACAGUUAUUAUCUGUGAUGUGUGCUGUUUGUGGCGGAAGGGACCUCAACUGUCAUUUCUGUUUUUUGGAAAGUGACACACAUGCUGCCUAUUUGCCUAAAUGGAAAAUAUUUUAUUAAGAAACAGAAAACAUUUAGAAUCUUUCAAAUUUUUAAUUUUUGCUAUUUAUUUAAAUGUAUUUAAGAGAAAAAAAAAGCUAAAUUUCAUGUUCUGUUUGUCUGUUUGUUUCACAUUUCUUCAUGUUUGUGUGUAAAUCUGAGUCUGCCAGGCAGUGCUGGUACUGCCACUGUAAUUUUGUGGAACCACAUUAACACUUUUUCUUUCCUGGUGAAAGACAAUGUUUUCAUAGCAUUCAUAUUUCAUUAUGAAUAAAUCCUUAAAAAAACA
This is a messenger RNA of Dicentrarchus labrax (European seabass), 3702 nucleotides long. RefSeq names its product nuclear receptor coactivator 7. Gene Ontology annotation, biological process: response to oxidative stress; regulation of transcription by RNA polymerase II. The record is from RefSeq and is a predicted model, not a curated record. Bases 29 to 751 code for a protein of 240 amino acids. The transcript is spliced from 6 exons. Lineage: Eukaryota; Metazoa; Chordata; Actinopteri; Moronidae. Gene Ontology annotation, cellular component: nucleus.